Tetranychus urticae (two-spotted spider mite) is the source of this 2171-nucleotide messenger RNA. RefSeq names its product UDP-GalNAc:beta-1,3-N-acetylgalactosaminyltransferase 2. Lineage: Eukaryota; Metazoa; Arthropoda; Arachnida; Trombidiformes; Tetranychidae. Gene Ontology annotation, cellular component: Golgi membrane. Gene Ontology annotation, molecular function: UDP-glycosyltransferase activity; hexosyltransferase activity. Gene Ontology annotation, biological process: protein O-linked glycosylation. The record is from RefSeq and is a predicted model, not a curated record.
AGGGGAUAUGUUGAGGGAAGCAGGUUGGACCAGUUUUCUCUCUUUCCAUAAUGUAAACAUUGUGUUAAUUAUAAUGUUUUAUGUUUAAUUAUUAAAGUCAAUUAAUUGUGAAAAUGUUAUAAAAAUUAUCAGUGAACCAUGUUUUUCCAGCCACCAACAUUAUCCUCCAUAUCAUCUUUAUUUUCUUUGUUACCAUCUUUUGUAUCAUGCUUGCAGCUAGACCAGGUUGUACAUUUUUUUCAUCUCAUUGGUUUGUGACAGCUUUAAUUGUGAUUAUUAGUUUCUUUGCUUACAUUUCAAUCAACUAUCAUGGGGAACAAGAGUUCAUAAAUCAGAAUAAGACUGACUUGGUUGGGCUUGUGCUUUCAGCGAGAAGCAAUUUUGACAAGCGAAAUGUAUUGAGAGAAACUUGGUUCAAUGGCAAGUCAACAUAUGAUACCGGUAAUGUGAACAUCAAGCUUCACUUCAUUGUUGGUAAAAAUGAUUGUCGUAUUCCAAUCGAUUAUCGUGAAGACGAAUAUAGCUGUAUGGAAUGGGUCUACAAUGAAACGGAAGAUUGUAAAACAAACGUGCUCAGUCAUGACACUGAAUCAAUUUCUUAUGGCAAUACUUUCAGCUCUCAUAUUUUCAGAGGCUUCUCAUUCAAAGUCCACCAAGAUAUUUUAUUGAAACUGGUAGGAUGUCUUUUCCCCUGUCGCUGUGAUACUAUUAUAUUGAAAAAUGUUCUGACCCAGGAAAUAUUAUUGAACCAGAGUUUUGUUGGCGAGCAAAAACAAAAUGACUACGGAUUCAACUAUCAAGCUGUUGCCCCCAUAUUAUUCCUCCCUAAAGGAUUCACAGGAUUGUUGUUUGUGCUCAAUACAGAUAAUUUGAAUUGCCAACCUGAACGUGUUCAUAGAUGGAAUCGCUUUGCCAAACUUACUCAAAUACUCAGGGUUUAUAAAGAUUUGAAUGACUAUGAAUCGCUAGUUUUUCACGGAGAGGAAAUAAUUAUGGCAUCUUUUGUGAUUGAGUUGGCAGAUCAGUCGGCUUAUUUGAAAAUGAUUAAAGAUAAAGAGAAAAACUAUCAUGAAUUUGACAAGGAGCUGAGUGAGAUCAAGGUGAAGCUUGAAAAUGAAUUACUGGAACACGAGGAUAUCAUUUUGGUUGAUGUUAUCGAUGUUUAUCGUAAUCUACCCGAGAAAUUAGUCCAUGCUAUUGCUUGGACCAUGACUACAGAGAAUGCUGAUCUAAUAUUGAAAACAGACGAUGAUUGUUUUAUUGAUCUGGCUAAUAUAUCACAUAAAAUCAACCUACUCACUGAGCGCAAAUCAAUCUGGUGGGGAAAUUUCAGACAUAACAUGUUGGUCAAUGUCUAUGGUAAAUGGGCUGAAAAUUUUUUUCCUGGUUCAGUUUAUCCGUCCUUUGCCUGUGGUUCGGGUUACAUAAUUUCGUCUGACAUUGCCAAUUGGAUUACUAUGAAUAAAAAAUUUCUCCAUUAUUUUCAAGGUGAAGAUGUUUCAAUGGGAAUCUGGUUGUCCUCUAUUAUUCCAAUUUAUCUAAUGGACCGUGAUUGGGCAUGUGCUGAGGAUGCUCCUCGAGAUGAGCUGCUUGCUUAUUGUCAACUUAAUCCGUCACAGUUGAGACAAUUUCAUGCGAUGAAAUCCAAAAAUAUCAAGAAUAACUAAUCAAUUUAUUCACAAUCGUGCUUGAAUCUUUAUGUAUCAUAAUUUAUAAGCAUCCAAGUGAUUCCAAGUUUAAUCUUCAAAUAUCAUUUUGUUCAGCUAUCGAUUGUCUUUCAGAUUUACAGUUUUAUUUUGAGCUUGAAAUGAUUCUUCAUGAUUAAAUAACUGACUUUCAAAAGCACGAAUAUGCAAGGUGAAAUCCUAUCACAGAUCUUAAUUGUGAUUGUAUUUUCUGUAUUUUAAAUUCAGUUGUAAUUCUUAUUCAAUGAAACACGGAUAAUCAAGAAAACAAGCCUUAGUUUCACUCAAGAAAUGAUGGAAAUAUUUUACAUUCAGUGACAUUUCUAUUCAACUAUUUACUAAUGGUGAACUUUUAACUACACAAAAUUACACUAAUCAAUUCAAAUUCAUGUAAAGACUAACUUGUAAUUUAUUAUCUUCUCGCACAGUUGAUGCAUUAUCUAAAGUGUGCAAUCAAUUAUGAAAACUGAUCUUUUGUAAACUUAA